AUGACCCAGUCUGACACUUAUAAGUUGUAUGUUCUCAGACAUGGACAAAGCGAAUUGAAUCAUGAAAACAUCUUUUGCGGGUGGAUUGAUGCGAAGCUGACAGAGAAAGGUGAAGAACAGGCCAAAAACUCGGCCACUUUGAUCAAGGAACACUGUCAUGCCAAUUCGCUGCAUUUGCCCAGAUUAGGGUACUGUUCACGGCUUGUGAGAACUAGACAAACGAUGGAUGUGAUGUUACGUACGUUUGGUAUCACAGACUCGAUCUUCCACAUUGCAAGUUGCGGUGUCCCUAUUCAGGACGUUGCAAAAGAACUAUCGCAACAUGAAGCGGUGGUUUAUAAGAGUUGGAGGUUGAACGAAAGACAUUACGGUGCGUGGCAAGGCCAACGGAAACCAGACAUUUUGAAGGAGUACGGAAAAGAAGAGUUUAUGUUUAUCAGAAGGGAUUACAAUGGCAGACCACCAGCUGCCGAUUUGAGUCGCGAAAUGAUUCAAGAGGUUGGUGACAAGGGAUCCCUCACGGGUUAUGACUUUAAGGAGCCCAACAGACACAUCAAGUACAAACCCGAAGAGGAUGCUCAUGAAGUACUCCCCAGUAAUGAAUCUUUAAGCGACGUAGUGAGCCGUUUGGAAGAGUUUUUGAAAGGUACCAUAUUGGAGCAUAUUGAUCGCGAGAACCCAUCAGCUUUGAUAGUAGCACAUGGUAGCUCUGUGCGAUCCAUUCUAAAGAUUCUGGAAAACAUCUCGGACAAUGACAUCAAAGACGUGGAAAUACCUAACGCUAUCCCCAUUGUCAUUGAGCUCGACAAAAACACCAAGCAGUUUGUACGCAGGUAUUACCUGGAUCCCGAACUUGCUAGGAUUAACGCUGAGCGUGUGCGUAAUGAAGGCUUUCAAAAGUAA
Molecule: messenger RNA, 903 nt
Organism: Lachancea lanzarotensis
Lineage: Eukaryota; Fungi; Ascomycota; Saccharomycetes; Saccharomycetales; Saccharomycetaceae
Gene: GPM3
Product: LALA0S12e01068g1_1
Exons: 1
Coding region: 1-903 (300 amino acids)
Biological process (GO): glycolytic process
Molecular function (GO): intramolecular phosphotransferase activity
Source: RefSeq, a predicted model, not a curated record